Molecule: messenger RNA, 855 nt
Organism: Rhipicephalus sanguineus (brown dog tick)
Lineage: Eukaryota; Metazoa; Arthropoda; Arachnida; Ixodida; Ixodidae
Exons: 2
Coding region: 1-855 (284 amino acids)
Source: RefSeq, a predicted model, not a curated record
AUGGAUCUCGCCGGCUCUGCCACCAAUCCUACCGGUCCUGACGCCCAAGAAGACGCCAGACCUAGCGGUGCUGCGGUCGCUGCGAUCCAACAUGUCAACCUGCCACCAUUUUGGCCCAACAGCCCCAGCACAUGGUUUCUGCAGGUCGAGGCGCACUUCCGUCUACGGCAAAUCACCAGCCAACAGACCAGGUACUGGCAUCUGGUGUCCUGCUUACCUCAGGACGUAGCCGACUACUUAGCUGAUAUUUUAGCGUCGCCGCACCCGAGCCAUCCCUACGACACGUUGAAGGCAGCUAUCAUUUCCCGCAAGUCUGAGUCCGAACACAGCAGACUCCAACAGCUCAUAACGGCCACAGAGCUCGGUGACCGUCGCCCAUCACAGCUCCUGCGACGCAUGCGCCAGCUCCUUGGCGGCCCCUCCGCCCCUCAAGAGGAGAAGCUGUUGCGUGAGUUGUUCCUCCAGCGCUUACCGAAGAGCAUGGUACCGGUCCUCGUGGCUGCAGGAGAUGUCCCAGUAGACACACUCGCUGAAAUGGCUGACCGAGUGGCGGACUACUCGCGGGCACAUAGCCUCAACGCCGUUACCACACCGCCACCGGCCACCGCUGCAGACCCGGCGCUCGCGAGCAUCGAGAACCGUUUGGACGCCCUUGUCAGGCGCCUCGAUGGCUUUGUACCUGCACAUCGUCGACCGUCAUCCAGGUUCCAGAUACCCACGUCCCCACGUUCUCCGGAACUUCGGCCAACCGACGCGCCGCGGGACGUCUCAUCCUCAACCGUGUGCUGUAGUGUGAGCCGGAGCAGGGGCCAUGGCUUCAAGUUCGCGGAGGGCAACGCUGGUCACCUGGUCUGA